AUGAUGGAGGAGCCUCUUUUUGUACUGGACAGUAGCCGUCAGCAUCAUGCCUGUUUGAAAAUUGGUGCACCUAUUGGGAAAAUCCCUUUGUCGUUGUGCUCUGCGGAGAUUGAAGACGAGCCACUUCUUUCUUUCCGACAUCUAUCUCGCCAACAAUUCUGCGUUCCUAAUAGGAUCCAACGAAAUGAGCCCCAAUUGUUUCGCAAAGCUCCAAAGUGUCGCAAGCAAUUGGUUCACUUUGGAUCAGUAUCGUCCGACGGACCUCUUACCAUUCCCAAAGAUUGCAGCACCGUCAAAGUCUCGCAUACGCCUGAUCCUUGCAAAGGCGACUCAUCCAGACACGACCUGUGGCUAAAUGACAACGAUAUUCGACGCUUUCAGCGGUGCGCACGGGCCAGGGCUAGCGUUUACGUCGCUUUGAAGCCACAUUACGCUAGGUCCAUUCUCGCCCUAACGUCAAAUCCCUUUUGUACCAGUUUUUCACACGGCGAAGCGUCUACAAGUUAUCAUAUCGAAACUAUUGCCUUUGGCCACGCCCGUGGUUUGGAACAACGAAUUGUCCCUCAGAUGCGGACUGCGCGGAAGCGUGCAGUAUCUCAUGUGCUGCUUAUGCAAGAGAAGCUCAAGCAAGACAAUUUUGUUGAUCGAAGAAUGAUGGAGCUGCUGAUCCAGCAAAAAGCUCAGGAGUCAUCUCGACGCUCACGACAGCUCGCAUUACAAUUGGCAAAAGCAGAUGCACUAGCUGCCCGUCGAAUUCACCAAAUGCCGUGUCACAGCCAAAAUAGCAUUGUAAUAACGCCAUCAAGCUGA
Messenger RNA from Phaeodactylum tricornutum CCAP 1055/1, 810 nucleotides. RefSeq lists its product with no specific name. The coding region runs from base 1 to 810 and encodes 269 amino acids. The record is from RefSeq and is a predicted model, not a curated record. Lineage: Eukaryota; Bacillariophyta; Bacillariophyceae; Surirellales; Neidiaceae. The transcript has a single exon.